Molecule: messenger RNA, 2310 nt
Organism: Aspergillus alliaceus
Lineage: Eukaryota; Fungi; Ascomycota; Eurotiomycetes; Eurotiales; Aspergillaceae
Product: peroxisomal copper amine oxidase
Exons: 3
Coding region: 163-2214 (683 amino acids)
Biological process (GO): amine metabolic process
Molecular function (GO): copper ion binding; quinone binding; primary methylamine oxidase activity
Source: RefSeq, a predicted model, not a curated record
UUUUUUUUUUUUUUUGCAUUCUUCUACUUGUGUGUUACACCGACAUUCAUUCCCGGGGACUUUCGCAAACUACAUAUCCCCCCGGUGCGUAUCCCAUCAUCUACAUCCGCAACCACCCUAUACUUCAAGAGGAGUGCAAUUAUUCCACGAUCUAUCUGAAUCAUGGUCCUCGACCGCCUGCAGCAGUUGGCCUCGCAGGUCAAUGCUUCAUCUCCUCCUCCUCACCCUUUCGAUCCCCUCUCGACUGUUGAAAUCGACACUGCCGUUGCACUUGUCCGCGAGGCACAUGGCAAGGUUAACUUCAAUGCCGUCACUCUGUACGAGCCUCGCAAGGCGGAGAUGAUGGCUUGGUUGGCGGAUCCUCAUAAGGUUCCUCGUCCGACAAGAGCUGCUGAUGUUGUGGCAAUUGCUCCUGGUGGAAAGGUCUAUGAUGGGAUUGUGGACCUGAACCAGAAGAAAAUCAUCGAAUGGAAGCACACCCCGGGCGUCCAGCCGUUGAUUACCAUGGAGGAUCUGCAGGAAGUUGAGCAUAUUGUUCGCAAGGACCCGAAGGUUAUCGAGCAGUGUGCGAUCAUUGGAAUUCCCAAGGAAGAUAUGGACAAGGUGUACUGUGACCCGUGGACAAUUGGCUACGAUGAGCGCUUCGGCACCGGUGUGCGUCUCCAGCAAGCUCUCAUGUACUACCGACCCCAUAUCGAUGACUCCCAAUACACAUAUCCUCUAGAUUUCUGUCCAAUUUACAACGCCGAGACAAAGAAGAUUAUUCACAUCGAUAUCCCCCCGGUGCGGAGACCCCUUAGCAAAGCGGCCCCCAACAACUACCACCCGGCGGCGAUCGAAAAGGAAGGCGGAUUCAGGACGGAUUUGAAGCCCAUUCACAUCACCCAGCCCGAAGGCGUAUCUUUUGCCGUUAACGGACGGCAUAUUGAGUGGCAAAACUGGAACAUCCACGUUGGCUUCAACUACCGUGAAGGCAUUGUACUUAAUAAUAUCACCUUCAGCGACAAGGGGAAUGUCCGUCCCGUUUUCUAUCGCCUGUCGCUCGCGGAGAUGGUGGUGCCAUAUGGAAAUCCCGAGCAUCCGCAUCAGCGUAAGCACGCUUUUGACCUCGGCGAAUACGGUGGUGGAUACAUGACGAACAGUCUGUCUCUUGGAUGUGACUGCAAGGGAGCGAUUCACUACAUGGAUGCCGCAUUCGUCAACCGCGCUGGCGCUAGCACUAUCGUGAAGAAUGCCAUUUGCAUUCACGAGGAGGAUGCAGGCAUUCUCUUCAAGCACACUGAUUUCCGGGAUGAGUCAAUUAUCGUUACUCGUGGCCGAAAGUUGAUUAUUUCUCACAUAUUCACAGCUGCAAACUACGAGUACUGCGUAUACUGGAUCUUCCACCAAGAUGGUACAGUGCAGCUUGAUAUUAAGUUGACUGGUAUUCUCAACACCUAUGCCAUGAAUCCUGGAGAGGACGCCAAGGGCUGGGGAACUGAGGUCUACCCUGGUGUUAAUGCUCACAACCACCAGCACUUGUUCUGUUUGCGUGUUGAUGCCAACAUUGACGGUCCUAACAACACAGUCUUCCAGGUUGAUGCCGUCCAAGGUCCAGGUGAAGUUGGAAGCGCUGAGAACAAGUACGGUAACGCCUUCUACGCCAAGAAGACCAAGUUCACAACUCCCAUUGAGGCGAUGUCCGAUUACGACGGCUCCACUGGAAGAACAUGGGAAAUUGCCAAUACCAAUAAGCUCAACCCCCACAGCAAGAAGCCCGUGUGCUACAAGCUAGUUAGCCGUGAGGUUCCCCCUCUGCUCCCUAAGGAGGGCUCAUUAGUGUGGAAGCGAGCUGGAUUCGCCAGACACGCUGUCCAUGUUACCAAGUACUCCGACGACCAAGUCCACCCUGCUGGCCGUCACGUUCCCCAGACCUCUGGAGAACCAUCUCAAGGCUUGCCUGCCUGGAUUGAGGAAGCUGGCCCUAACAGCUCCAUUGACAACACGGAUGUUGUGCUCUGGCACACCUUUGGACUCACACACUUCCCAUCUCCUGAGGACUAUCCUAUCAUGCCGGCAGAGCCGAUGACAUUGCUUCUUCGUCCUCGUCACUUCUUCACUCGCAAUCCUGUUCUCGAUGUUCCUCCCAGCUAUGCUAGAACGCCUUCACAGAUCGCAGCAAGCGCUUCCACCUGCGCAUGCAGGAAGAACGAUGGCUCUAGCGUCCUGGUUUGAUGUUAUGCUUGAUUUCAAGGUGUUGAGUUUGGUAGUAUGGCAUUAACAUGCAGAGGGACGGUUCUCUCGCUGUCGUAACUUGAAGCCCAUAUCGUG